AUGCUGUGGGUGGCGCGGCUCCUUUCCGUGGCCUGCGUCUCUGUGGCAGCGAAGAUGGAGUACUGCACGCCGGCACUGUCGAAAUUCGACGCCAGCGGCAGCUACAAGUUCUGCUCCGCCUCCAUCCGCCGGAUGGAGCUGCCUGUGCUGUCAACCUUUGGCUGGCACAUGGCCGCCGUUACGCCCUUCCAUUACCUCCCCUGCUUCUCUUCCCGGUUUGACCGGCACGACAGCUGCGGCGGCUGUGGGCAUGACCCCGCCUGCGUGGCCCUCAAGUCCAUCGGCUUCAUCUUUGCCACAACCGAAGCCGAUAGUGUGCUGGAUUACAUGCCAUCUACUAUGGCUGCAGCUGCAAUCCUACCUGCAUCCUAUGGAGCUCUAAUGACCAAAGAAGCACUAGAACUUGUGGUGAAGAAGAGAAAGGCCGAGAAAGACAACAACAAGCCCAAGCGCCGUCUUAGUCCUCAUGUGAGCCAGAGAUUUGAUUUUUUGUUGUGGUUCGAUUCACGUUGUUUCUAUGGCGUGGUGACGCGUCCUGACCGGGGCCCAUUUUGGUUCUAUUUUUGCAGGGACAGAUUCAGGAAGGACUCCAACAUCAAGCAGGUCUCCAUGGUUUGCAAGGUUGAUGGGGGACUUGUGAUGCAGCACGCCAAGCAACAACAAGGGGAGGGCGUCUCUGAAAUGUCGCCGCUGGUGGUGAUGGAUGGUUGCUGCUGGUGGUGGUAG
Molecule: messenger RNA, 726 nt
Organism: Triticum urartu
Lineage: Eukaryota; Viridiplantae; Streptophyta; Magnoliopsida; Poales; Poaceae
Product: cyclin-D5-2-like
Source: RefSeq, a predicted model, not a curated record